Aureobasidium subglaciale EXF-2481 is the source of this 1428-nucleotide messenger RNA. RefSeq lists its product as uncharacterized. The coding region runs from base 1 to 1428 and encodes 475 amino acids. Gene Ontology annotation, cellular component: cytoplasm. NCBI's taxonomy places the organism in Eukaryota, Fungi, Ascomycota, Dothideomycetes, Dothideales, Saccotheciaceae. The record is from RefSeq and is a predicted model, not a curated record. Gene Ontology annotation, molecular function: homogentisate 1,2-dioxygenase activity. Gene Ontology annotation, biological process: L-phenylalanine catabolic process. The transcript has 3 exons.
AUGCCGACCACGCAAUUCAGCGUCCAAGAAAAGUAUCGAUACCAAAAUGGUUUCGCCAGCUAUCAUGAAUCAGAAGCAGUGGAGGGUGCACUGCCCAUAGGCACGAAUUCGCCCCAGAAACCACCGUACGGACUCUACGCAGAGAAGCUGUCAGGCACAGCUUUUACCGCACCGAGGCACGAGAAUCAGCAAACUUGGUUAUACAGGAUACUGCCAGCAUCAGCACACUCGAACUUCGAACCACGAGAGCACGCGACAUUCAACACAAACCCGGAGACCCAGCCUGGCCAGAAGAUUCAUCAGAUCCCGAACCAACUCAGAUGGGAUCCCUUCGACCUCGAUGAGACGGUCGACUGGAUUCACGGUCUUCAUCUAGUCGCCGGUGCAGGUGACCCAAGCAUGAAAACUGGCGUCGGGAUCUACAUCUUCGCUGCUGGAAAAGACAUGGAUGCUCACGAAGCCUUCUACAGUGCGGAUGGUGACUUCUUGAUCGUCCCUCAGCAUGGAGUACUGGAUAUCAGAACCGAGCUUGGGAGGCUCCUUGUGCGGCCAAACGAGAUUUGUGUCAUCCCACGAGGAAUCAGAUACCGUGUGGAGCUUCCCGAAGGACCGGUCCGAGGUUAUAUCCUUGAACUGUACCAAGGACAUUUCACACUUCCAGAGCUUGGACCGAUCGGAUCGAACUGUCUGGCCAACGCGCGAGACUUUCAAGCACCCGUAGCCGAUUUCGACGAGGAUACCGAUUCGCAGUGGACGCUGACGACCAAGUUUGCGGGCCACCUGUUCGCGGCUAAGCAGACGCAUACGCCAUUCGAUGUUGUAGCCUGGCAUGGGCUAUAUUACCCAUACAAAUACGACCUGGGACGAUUCUCUACCAUUGGUUCCAUUAGCUUCGAUCAUCCCGAUCCGUCAAUAUUCACAGUCCUCACAGCGCAAAGCGAUCAUCCUGGAACAGCAGUAGCUGAUUUUGUCAUAUUCCCACCUCGGUGGUUGGUGCAAGAAGAUACCUUCAGACCACCUUGGUACCACCGCAACACGAUGAGUGAGUUCAUGGGAUUGAUUCACGGACAGUACGACGCAAAGACGGGAGGCGGGUUCCAACCAGCCGGAGCAUCACUCCAUAACGUCAUGUCAGCUCAUGGACCAGAUGCCAGUACUCACGAGAAGGCAUCCAACGCCGAUUUGAAGCCAAUAAAGGUAGGAGAAGGGUCGAUGGCAUUCAUGUUUGAGAGCUGUUACAUGGUGGGAGUGACUGAAUGGGGACUGAGGAAGUGUGCCAAAGUGCAGGAAGACUACAACGAGGAAAGCUGGACACCUCUCAAAGCACACUUCAAGCGGCCGCAGAAGGAGGUCGGACAGAUUGAGAAUGGGGGUGAAAGUAGCGAGGGGGCGAUUGGAGACACAAAACAGGUGCCGCAUUGGACUUAG